Molecule: messenger RNA, 1454 nt
Organism: Sarcophilus harrisii (Tasmanian devil)
Lineage: Eukaryota; Metazoa; Chordata; Mammalia; Dasyuromorphia; Dasyuridae
Gene: MADCAM1
Product: mucosal vascular addressin cell adhesion molecule 1
Exons: 5
Coding region: 58-1341 (427 amino acids)
Biological process (GO): integrin-mediated signaling pathway; positive regulation of lymphocyte migration; leukocyte tethering or rolling
Cellular component (GO): membrane
Molecular function (GO): integrin binding involved in cell-matrix adhesion
Source: RefSeq, a predicted model, not a curated record
GAGAAAGGAAAAAGGAGCCCGGCUGCUGGGAGGUGACGGCCUCUGAGGGCGAGAGCUAUGAAUGAAGCAGCCCUCCCUGUCCCCCUCACCCUGCUAGUCCUCCUCCUCUUCCUCCUCCUCCAAGGCCAGAGCAGCUGGGGGGCGCCGAGGGAAGGCGAGAACCCCCUGCGGAUCACGCCCGCGUGGCCCGUGGUCCCGGCCGGAGGCUCCAUCAAGCUGAACUGCUCUCUGACCUGCUCCAAGGAGGCGACCGUGCAGUGGAAGGGGCUGGACACCAGCCUGGGCCACGUCUCCUCCGUGCCGGGUCUCAGCGUCCUGACCAUCCCCGAGGCCACACUCUCCAUGGCGGGGAGGAAGGUGUGCAUCAGCACCUGCCAGGACACCACCUACCAGGACUCGGUGGAGCUGCUGGUGUACGCCUUUCCCGACAAAGUGGAAGUGUCCCCGAGCAUCCUGGUCCCUGGGCAAGGGGCCACCCUGGUCUGCUCGGCCCGAGAGGUCUCCCCUUACGACAAGCUGAACUUCACAUGGUAUCGGGGCGAUGAGAAGCUGGAGGGCCUGUGGGCCCUGGACGACGACCUGGGGCCUGAGCAGGAAGCGGAGACCGGGGAGGAGCUGGAGGUGUUCUGGGUCACAAAACGCUGGGUCCUGCCCGCAGAGCUGGUGACCCUCGGACCCGAGUUCCGCUGCCUGGUAGAGAUGGAUCUGGGGCAUCAGGCUCUCAGCCACAGCCGGGCCAUAGCUGUUACUUCCAGGAUGACAUCCCCAGCACCCAGCACCCUUCUGCCAACCACCACCACUGUGGGGCCGGCUCCGCCCUCCUCAGUUGCCUCUACGGUACAAGGUUAUAGCUCUGGGCCCCCUGACCCCACAGCUUCCUCCCUGACGCGGGGCCCCGGGUCUUCACUGCCCCUCACUUCAAACCCCAGCUCCGGCGAUCCUUGCCUCCCCAAAAUAUUCCUGUCCCCGGUGCCAGGGGCCGGUGGGGGGACCUUGGAGCUGACGUGCCAGGCGUGUGAACCUGGGACGUCUGUGCACUGGAUUCGGGCUCCGGGAAGGCUGGCAGACUACCAGGGAGAGGAGGCAGGGGCCCGGGCUACCCUAAUCCUGCAUCCAGGGCCCCGGAACUGGGGCAUGUACCAGUGCCAAGUGGAACCUGGGAGCCAAAAGACUAGUUGUUACCUAGACAAGGAGCUCUUGCCCGAGAUGGAUGGCGGGAACAGCUCAGCGGCCCUCUGGACAGGCGGCGGCCUGCUGGGCUUGAUCCUUGUGGCCUUUGUGGCUUACCGCCUGUGGAGGUGGCUCAGGGCCCAGGGCACCCCAGAGGCCGCCCGGCCCUGAACGCGUGCGCUCUGCCUCAGCCUGGCCAAACCUACGGCCCUCCUUCCCACCGGCUCCAGGGCCGGUGAUCCCUGCUCCCUGCGAGGGCCGCCGUGAACGGGGCGAGCCCCCAG